This is a messenger RNA of Anopheles bellator, 2021 nucleotides long. Its product is annotated as probable cytochrome P450 9f2. The coding region runs from base 178 to 1767 and encodes 529 amino acids. The record is from RefSeq and is a predicted model, not a curated record. Gene Ontology annotation, molecular function: oxidoreductase activity, acting on paired donors, with incorporation or reduction of molecular oxygen; heme binding; iron ion binding. The transcript has a single exon. Lineage: Eukaryota; Metazoa; Arthropoda; Insecta; Diptera; Culicidae.
GACGUCGACGUCGGUGUGCGGCCGUGGCGGAUUGUUGGUGGUCGUGGCAUCACGUGGUUAUCGAUAUAACUGUCGGACUGGCGGUCGAUGGAUCUUCAGUUGCGCUCCCGCAGUUGGGCGUGAAUGAGCCAGAAGUUUCGUGAAGGACAAACCGGUGACCCCGCUUGAGUGUUCGUAAUGUUCCAGCUGUGGGCGUUGGUCGCGGUGCUGUUCCUGCUGUACCGCUGGAGUGUGGCGACGUACGAUUACUUCGAGAAGCGAAAGAUACCCUUCGUUAAGCCGGUGCCUUUCUUCGGUCAGCUGCUCGCGUUCUUUGCGCGAACCAAACAUGCGGUCGACAUCGCGUCCGAGGGCUACGAGAUGUUCCCAAAUUCCCGUGUAUCGGGGCUAUUUUCGUUGCGGACCCCGCGGCUUCUUGUGCACGACCCGGUCCUGUUCAAGCAGAUGGCCAUCAAGGACUUUGACCAUUUCUCCGAUCACGUAUCCCAACUUUCCAUCGAGGACGAUCCGCUGCUGGCGCGAUCCCUGUUCUUCACCAAUGGCACCCGUUGGCGGCACCAUCGGUCCGGCCUGAGUCCUGCCUUUACCGGCAGCAAGAUGCGGAACAUGUUCGGGCUGCUGUCCAAAAGUGCCGGAAACUUCGUCCAACGGCUGUUGGUGUCGCAGCAGCGCAAACCGGACCCACUGGAGUUGCGCGAUCUGUACUCGCGGCUUGGGCACGAUGCGAUGACCUCGAUCUCGUUCGGUGUGGACGUUGACUCGCUCUCCGACCCGAACAAUGAGUUCUUCGCAAAAGGCGCCCGUUUGGCCAAGAUUGAUGGAGCGCCUGGAUUCAAGCUUGCCCUGUCCACAAUCCUGCCCAACGUGUACCGCUUUUUCCGGUGCGCGAUUUUGGAUAAGGAUGUGAACGCCUUCUACUUAAACGCCGUUUCGCAAAACAUUCGGUAUCGCGAAGAGAACCACAUUACCCGACCCGACUUUAUCCAUCUGCUGCUUCAGGCCCGCAAAGACGAGCUGAGAUCGGAGAAAGCCGAAGACGAAGCGUUGGAAAAUGCCGGACUUUCCACGGCCGAAACACACACGAUCGGGCAGCAGCAGGGCGAGGUGAAGCUUUCGUGGGACGACAUCGAUAUUACGGCCGCCGGUGUAUCCUUCUUUUUCGGAGGCAUCGAAACGACGACCACUCUGCUGUGUUUUGCGAGCUACGAACUGGCCGUCAAUCCACCGAUCCAGGCCCGGCUGAGAGCGGAAAUUGAUGAGGUGCGCGCCGAGUUACCGGACGGAAAAACGCCGACUUAUGAGGUGCUCCAGAAAAUGCAAUACAUGGAUCUGGUUGUGUCGGAAACUCUGCGCCGUUGGGUACCUUUCGGAACUACGGAUAGGAAGUGCACGAAGGAUUACACCUUCACGAACAGCGAUGGAACGGAGAUCACGAUCGAGAGGGGGAUGAACAUCUCGAUCCCCAUCAAGUCGUUUCACCUGGAUCCGAAAUUCUUCCCCGACCCGUUGCGCUUCGAUCCGGAACGCUUCACGGACCCGGCGCGCUUCAACAAGGAUGCGUACGUUCCUUUCGGGGCCGGUAUACGGAAUUGCAUUGGCUCCCGGUUGGCGCUGAUGCAAGCGAAAUGCAUCCUGUUUUAUGUGCUUUCCAACUUCACCAUCGAGCCGCACCACAAAAUGUCCAUCCCGGUCGUGAUCGACGUAACUUCGGCCGGCUUGAAUGCCAAGGGUGGCUUCUGGAUGAAAUUGGUACCGAAACAGGUAUAGACCGGAAUUUGAAUACCCGAAACGUGUCCGAACUUGUACGGCAGGGAGAGCAAUUGAUGGAUUGACGGCUACAGAGGAAGACAUUGAGCAAACGAAGAAGCUUCCCAUCUCUGCAGGCGAUAAGAUAGCAUUACAAUACCAAGGGUCAGCCGAUAACGAGUGCCUGUCUGUUCGAAUCGAAGUUACGGUGGGCUUCGCUAGUAUUGCAUUCUUUUAGCAGUAGAAUUGAUGAAGUAACGAAUAAAGUAAGUUGC